GACACCUUUUGCCCCUCUCCAUGCCUAGACCAGGCCUCAUCUUUGCCGCUCUUCUUCUUCUUCUUCUUCUUCUGGCCUUAAUUCAUGAAACCUGCAGUGCCAAAGAUAAACAUUACUGUCCACCUUCUUCUUGUGGAAAUAUUUUGAAUAUUAGCUACCCUUUCAGAUUAAACACAGAUCCGCCUAAUUACUGUGGAAUGACUGCAGAUCCAGUAUAUACUCUAUUCUGUGAGAACAACCUUACAGUAUUGCACUCUGAUCAAUCAGGAAAAUUCUACGUGAAAGCAAUCAAUUAUGACAAUCAAACAAUUCGAGUAGCUGAUGCUAGUUUUGAGGAAGGGAGCUGCUCCAUACCUCAAUAUUCUUGGAACGCCUCCAACUUCUCAACGUUUUCACAAGAUUAUUAUUAUUUUUAUGAUUCUCAUUCUUAUUAUUAUCGUAAUUAUUUGUCUAAUGCACAUUAUGUUCCUUUUUGGGAGAGAAUUCUUUUCAUAAGUUGCGGUAAUCUUGUAAGUGAUCCUCUUUAUGUGGAAGCUCCUGCCUGCAUUAAUGACAGCUCUUUCUCCACACCUUAUAGGCCUAAAUCCGAAGGCCAAAGGUAUUAUUAUGUGAAAGUUGGAAGGACAACUCCACUUGAGUUAAAACCCUCAUGCCGUAUUGAGCUAAUGGCACUUACACCUAUCAUACGGAAGAAGAAUUACGAGAACCUCUCCUACCUGGACAUCCACCAUUGGUUAGCAUAUGGAAUUGAGUUGUCGUGGAGGCAUGCUUCAUGUGGAAACAGCAGCGAUUUGCAUUUUUACUACUACAUCAAUGAGGAAAACCAUUGUGCUAAUUUUUCUCAUCGUAUAUAUCAUGAGAACCGAGUUAACCGAGUUUACAAAGUUUUGGAAAGAGCUCUAAAUUGGCUCAAUUAUUAUUUACCUCGUGAGUACCUUUAAUCCUCAUCUUGUUCAAAUAUAUUAUAUAUAUGAAGAAUAAAAUUUUAAGUAGUAUAAAGAAGGUAUAGAGUCAACUCUAUCCAUUUUGUUUCUCUCUCUUUUCUUCCUUUAAUUCUCUAAAAAUGAGUUUGACUUCAUAGUAAUUUUAUAAAUAUUUUGAUCUUUA
Rubroshorea leprosula is the source of this 1107-nucleotide messenger RNA. Lineage: Eukaryota; Viridiplantae; Streptophyta; Magnoliopsida; Malvales; Dipterocarpaceae. The record is from the annotation of a GenBank genome assembly.